CUCCUCCUCCUCUUCCUACCUGAUUCAGAUCCGCUCCGACGCUAUGCGUAUGACCGCGUCUCUUCUCUCUGCAAGCCGAGGAGGAGAAGAAGAAGAAGAAGCGAAACGACCGGAGAUCCGCACGCUGACCGCCGGCCGCCCGCGAGCACUCACGCCGGCAGACGAGCCACCCAGGCCGGGCAACAGGAGCGGGAGCCGCCGCUGAACCCCCCGCGCGGAGGCGGAGGAGGAGAGUCGGGAAUCGAGAAUCGAGAGAGAGAUCAGCGAGACGAGCGAAGCCCGCCGCCCUGUUCGUCACGAUCACCCUCAUCCUCAUCAUCACCGUCAUCGUCCUCUCUGCUUCUACCAAAACCCGCCAACCCUCAGCUCCACCUUUGAAUCCGGCACCUCUUCUUCUCCUCUCUGCUCCUCGUCCAUCCUCUCUUCUCCCCUCCUCUGCUCUCGUCCCUUGCCCGGAGGUGAAACCGUCAUGGCGUCCAAGCUGAACCCCAACGUGCUGUACGUGGCGGAGCCCGGCGAGCCGCUGGCGUCCGGCCAGACGGACCCGGAGAGGACUCACAUCGCUGGAGAGGCUGGAGAAGAGUCGUCGGACAGCGACGGGGAACAGGAAGAGACGUCGCACAAGCUGAUCCGCAAAGUGUCCACCUCGGGACAGAUCAGGGCCAAGAAAAGUGUGAAGGAGGGAAUCCUGUUGAAGCAGACGAGCUCGUUUCAGCGGUGGAAGAGGAGGUACUUCAAACUGAGAGGGAGGACGCUCUACUAUGCCAAAGACUCCAAGUCUCUGAUCUUCGAUGAGGUGGACCUUUCAGACGCCAGCGUGGCCGAGACCAGCACCAAGAACAUCAACAACAGCUUCACGGUCAUCACUCCAUUCCGGAAGCUGAUGCUGUGCGCGGAGAGCAGGAAGGAAAUGGAGGACUGGAUCAGCGCUCUCAAGUCCGUCCAAAAAUGGGAAACCUACGAGGCCAGCCAGUUCAACAUGGAGCACUUCUCUGGGAUGCACAACUGGUACGCCUGUUCGCACGCCAGGCCGACUUUCUGCAACGUCUGCAGGGAGGCUCUGCCGGGAGUCACCUCCCACGGCUUGUCCUGCGAAGUGUGUAAGUUCAAGGCUCAUAAGCGCUGUGCCGUUCGCUCCACCAACAACUGCAAAUGGACCACGCUGGCCUCCAUAGGGAAUGACAUCAUGGAAGACGAGGAGGGGGUGUCCAUGCCCCACCAGUGGCUGGAGGGAAACCUGCCGGUCAGCGCCAAGUGUGUGGUGUGCGACAAGAACUGUGGCAGCGUGCGGCGGCUGCAGGACUGGCGCUGCCUGUGGUGCAAGGCCAUCGUCCACAACAGCUGCAAAGAACAAAUGGGGAAGGUGUGUCCGCUGGGUCAGUGUCGCGUGUCAAUCAUUCCUCCCACCGCCCUCAACAGCAUCGACUCUGAUGGCUUCUGGAAGGCCACCUCGGCCUCGUGCUCCAGCCCGCUCCUGGUCCUGGUCAACUCCAAGAGCGGAGACAACCAAGGCGUCAAGUUCCUGCGCAAGUUCAAGCAGCUGCUCAACCCGGCGCAAGUCUUCGACCUGAUGAACGGGGGACCCGAGCUCGGUUUGCGUCUCUUCCAGAAGUUUGUGACAUUUCGUAUCCUGGUGUGCGGAGGCGACGGCAGCGUGGGCUGGGUCCUCUCUGAGCUGGACAAACUCAACCUCCACAAGCAGUGCCAGCUGGGCGUGCUGCCUCUCGGGACGGGGAACGACCUGGCCCGGGUCCUCGGCUGGGGCGGCCUCUGCGACGACGACGCUCAGCUGCUGCAGAUCCUGGAGAAGCUGGAGAGAGCCACCACCAAGAUGCUCGACCGAUGGAGCGUGAUGACGUACGAGGUGCCGACCACCAACAAACACACACCCACAGUGAAGGAGGACGACAGCCUCGACUCCCCCCUGCAGGUCCAUAUCACUCAGUAUGCAGACUCCGUGGCCUCCCACCUCACCAAGAUCCUGGACUCGGACAAACACAGUGAUGUCAUAUCCUCUGCCAAGUUCCUGUGUGGGACGGUGAACGAUUUUGUUGCGGAGGUGGGGAAGGCGUACGAGAGAGCCACCGAGAACAAGGAAGAGGCAGAUGCCAUGGCCAAGAAGUGUGCGCUGCUCAAUGAGAAGCUGGAUUCCCUGGUCAAGGCCUUGAGUGAAGAGGCGGAGGCCCAGGUGGUGCCAGCAGGCUCGGUGCCCGGCCAAGAGGGCGGCGGCUCCAGUCCCGGCGAGGAGGGCGGGGAGGCGGGCACGGAGGGCAAAACGUACCGGUCCAAGGAACAGCUGAUGCUCCGAGCCAACAGCCUGAAGAAAGCCCUGAGGCAGAUCAUCGAGCAGGCCGAGAAAGUGGUGGACGAACAGAACCGACACACUCAGGUCCACCGGAUGUCGUCGUCCUCCUCCAUCAAGAGAGAAAACAGCGAGGAGCUGAAGGAGGCAGAGCCGCGUCCAGGAAGCCUGAGUCCCACGUCCCCCAUCGUGCUGGAGAAACAGGAGAGCCUCAACACCGUCACCUUCAGCGAGGACUCUGUACAAUGUUCAGAGAAGUGUGUGAUGAACAACUACUUUGGCAUCGGCCUGGACGCCAAGAUCUCCCUGGAGUUCAACAACAAGAGGGAUGAGCACCCCAAGAAAUGCAGUAGUCGCACCAAGAACAUGAUGUGGUACGGAGUGCUGGGCACCAAGGAGCUGGUGCAGAAGACUUACAAGAACCUGGAGCAGAGAGUUCAGCUGGAGUGUGAUGGGGUUCCCAUGUCUCUGCCAAGUCUGCAGGGCUUGGCGGUCCUCAACAUCCCAAGCUACGCCGGCGGCAUCAACUUCUGGGGCGGCACCAAGGAGGACAACAACUUCGGCGCUCCAUCGUUCGAUGAUAAGAAGCUGGAGGUGGUGGCCGUGUUCGGCAGCAUGCAGAUGGCCAUGUCCAGAGUCAUCAACCUGCAGCACCACCGCAUCGCACAGUGUCGGCAGGUGAAGAUCACCAUCCUGGGCGAGGAGGGCGUUCCCGUGCAGGUGGACGGCGAGGCCUGGAUCCAGCCGCCGGGCAUCGUCAAGAUCGUCCACAAGAACCGAGCGCAGAUGCUGACCAGAGACCGGGCGUUCGAGAGCACCUUGAAGUCCUGGGAGGACAAGAGGAAGAUUGACAGCUACCGCACGGCGCGGCCCCGCCUCAACUCGCAGCAGUCCAUGGAGUACCUGACGGAGGAGGAGUGCGCUCAGGUGCAGCAGCUCGGCGUCGUGGCCGACACGCUCAUCACCAAGAUCCGUGAAGCCGCCAAGACCCACAAGCUGGUGGAGCAGGAGCUGGCCCACGCCGUCAACGCCACCGCCCUCGUGCUGGCCGAGGCCUUCCCCUCCAAGCCCUCCAGCCCCGAGUGUCUGAGCCGCAGCACGGCGGUGGAAAUCGUCAACAGCAGUAAAGUCCUGCAGGCUGAGACCAGGAUGCUGCUCGACGGGAAGCUGCUGCUGGACUCUCCGGAGGAAGAGGAGCUCCAGUCGACUCUCAACAGCCUGAGCGCCGAGCUGCACAAGCUGGACGACAUCCACUGGAUCUGUCCUCUCAUGCAGUGCUCCGAGGAGGACUCGGUGAGGGCGAGCGGCAAGAGCAGCGGCAGCAGCAUGAAGCUGAAGAUCAUGCCCAAGGUGAAGAAGGAGCGCGAGAAGCUCCACAAGCAGAGGUCCAACAGCUCCCUGUCAGGAGCUUGGGAUAUCAAAGGCGGGGCGGGUGAGGCGGAUUCCUCGGGCAACUAAAGACCCGCGACGAGGCGCUUUGACAACACCCCCUGUUGCCACGACAACCUGGGGUGGGGAGCACCCCUCCUGUUCUUCUAUCCUCUAAACGGGGCGUGCGGCGGCUCGACGGAAGUGCGAGGAAGAAAAGGAAAACAAAACAACAACAACAACAACAACACAAACAUCCUCCCGACUUUGUGCCGUCUCCUCCCCGUUUUACUUCGCCGUCCUCCAUGUCGCCGACGGGGAGGAGGGUUUUUUUGAUUUGAGGGGGUGUGGCUUCGCAUCGCAUCGCGUCACACACGCUGACAUCUAUGCUUUUUGUUUACCCGCCGGAGCCAGGUGGAGGUGGGCGUGGCUUACAGUCGACGCGGCCAAUCAAAGAGAACGGGAGGACGACGGCGACAGCGUCUCCUAGCGACGGUUUCUCGCCGACGACAUGUGUUUACGCGGUGCUCUCCUUGCAUGUCGAGUGCGGCCAUCUUGUUUUAUACCUAUCUUGACAAGCCGUUGCGUUGGUAUUUUAAUUUUCCUCCUCUCCUCUUCAGACACUUUUUACGCUUUCCUUUCUGGAGUCACGAAUAACCUUUGGACUUUUUCGCUUUUUUUCUCAAAGACUUUCUACGAGCGUCUGUUUCCUGUCGCCGUCGCCAUGAGAACAACAACGACAAAGAAUAACAACAAAAAAACAAACAGCGAACUGAAACAUCGCAGCCGUAUCGUCUACCGAACUGGAGAAUAUCUUAAAUGUUGCAAAAAAAAAAAAAAAUUAUAUUGAGGAAUGUACUUGUGUGGACUUGUAUUAACCUGUGAAUAAUGAUAUUAAUGAUAAAUCAUAUGGUUUUACAAAGGUUCUACUGUUGUGGUACUAAAGUGGUUCUUAGUAGGCAGUCCAAGGCUUAAAAAAAAAAAAAAAAAAAAAAAGUUUCUGAUGAGUCAUUUCAUUUGGAAUUGAGUCCAAAAAAAAAAAAAAAAAAAAUCUAAAAUAACAUCAGACCAGCAGGUGUGAAGAUUUCACUUGUGUUCAUCGGCUGCUUCACUUUUUCAAAAACUUUACCAGUAUCAUAAGACAAAGUCACGUCACCGCGAGGUCUCAAGUAUCAAGGUCUAAACGUUCAUUUACGUUGGAAAUAAGUGACAUCAUCUCACUCUGUUGUACAAUCUAUUUGCUCCUCACCCGUUUUCAGAUGAAAUGACUCAGCGAGGUGGAUAUUUUUGGCUUUAGUUUUACGGUGAGAAGGUGUUCAGAGACGGAGGAAGCAUCAAGGACACGUUGACAAAACGAUAUAAUUACUCGAUAUGUUACUCCUACUUUGCCAUACUUGUGAUUGUACUGGAUAAUAGUAAUAAUAUACAACGAUAAUCAAACAACAAGUUGAUAGAUCUUGUGAUGCACUGAGCUAAAAUCAGCGAUUAUCUGCUCUCAGGCCUGCUUCACAGACGUAGAUUAAGCCUCUCUCUGGAGGGAACAAUCUGAUUUUAUUAUUUUAUUGUUUUUAUUGUUGUUUGUUUUUUAUUCCUCCCCUUUACACAACUGGUAAUCUGUGAAACCGUCCCGGCUUUUUUGCUGCCUCCCCCUCUGAGAAUCUCCUCGGCCACUGUGCAUAUUAUCAAGGCCGACCGAUGCUGUUCUGUGUGUCCCUGCAUGCGCUCCGUACCUCGCCUCCCCCCCGCCGCCGCCUCACGCUUCAGGGUGAAGUUGCCUCGAACUGAACGGGUUUCGACGCAGAUCGCCGUCGAGAUAGCGCUUGCCAAGAGUUGGGAUGGGCGGGGGUUUUUACCGCGUGACGACGGCUGUCUAAACCCUAAACCCUGCGCCCGUCUGGGUCUCCGGGGCUACAGCGAACACCACGGCGGCGUGCAAAUCUCAAGUCAAAGCAGAUUGAUUUUGUGUUACGUUUCACACAAACUCUGAAACUUUCAGCCAACUGGGUUCGAGCUUUAUGACGCUUCAAGCAAAGUGUUCUGACGUGUUUUUGUUUAUUUAUUUGUCUAGUUGUUUAUUUGAUCAGGACAGAGCACAUAAAUGAACAUCAGUAUAAAGUACAAGCUGAAAAAUGACGCCGUAAGUCGUUUGUACAGCAGUUUAUUGCGUUUUAAACUUAAGCGCCCUCUAGUGGUCCUGUACGUAACGACACUGUGGUGUAGAUUUAAGGGAAGAUUUAAGGGAAGUCCUCAUAAGGAGGCUGGUGAGGCGCUGGAUGGAUCAAUCAACACCAAUUUUACCCGUCCAAGCCAGAGCAGUAGACAGGAUUAGAUAAUAUAAGCAAAUGUUCACUGAUAUUAACAAGCUAAUGUUUACAUGCUAACAUUUCGUAACCCUAACCCUGAACUUUUCCUGACCUUAAACAAUACGACAAAUCUUUCCCCAACCUUAACAAUAACCUUUUCUUAACCUU
Myripristis murdjan (pinecone soldierfish) is the source of this 6141-nucleotide messenger RNA. Its product is annotated as diacylglycerol kinase eta. The transcript is spliced from 31 exons. Gene Ontology annotation, biological process: phospholipase C-activating G protein-coupled receptor signaling pathway. Lineage: Eukaryota; Metazoa; Chordata; Actinopteri; Holocentriformes; Holocentridae. The record is from RefSeq and is a predicted model, not a curated record. Gene Ontology annotation, molecular function: ATP-dependent diacylglycerol kinase activity. Bases 470 to 3760 code for a protein of 1096 amino acids. Gene Ontology annotation, cellular component: plasma membrane.